Hibiscus syriacus is the source of this 1128-nucleotide messenger RNA. Its product is annotated as ER lumen protein-retaining receptor erd-2.2-like. The coding region runs from base 120 to 938 and encodes 272 amino acids. The transcript is spliced from 6 exons. Gene Ontology annotation, molecular function: ER lumen protein retrieval receptor activity. Lineage: Eukaryota; Viridiplantae; Streptophyta; Magnoliopsida; Malvales; Malvaceae. The record is from RefSeq and is a predicted model, not a curated record. Gene Ontology annotation, cellular component: membrane. Gene Ontology annotation, biological process: protein retention in ER lumen.
CUCUGACGUCAACCCCCAAAAGACUUGCAUUAACAAUCAACAAAAUCCACUUUCUCCAAAUCCAAAAAUUUCCCCCCACUUUCUCUCCGGGGAAGGAAAAAGAAAAGAAGAGAAUAAAUAUGAGGGCAAAUCAUAGGCCGAUCCACGCUGUGUCGAUGUGGGUGAGGAGACAGCCGCCGAAGGUGAAGGCUUUUUUGGCGGUCGUAUCGGGGAUGGCAGCGCUUGUUCUCCUUCGAUUCAUCGUACACGACCAUGACAACCUCUUCGUCGCCGCUGAGGCUGUCCACUCCAUCGGAAUCUCUGUCCUUAUAUAUAAGCUCACAAGGGAGAAGACUUGUGCUGGACUAUCGCUUAAAUCCCAGGAACUAACAGCUAUCUUUCUAGCUGUUAGGUUGUAUUGUAGCUUUGUCAUGGAAUAUGAUAUCCAUACCCUUCUUGAUUUGGCCACAUUGGGUACAACUUUAUGGGUUAUUUAUAUGAUCCGUUUCAAACUAAAGUCCAGCUACAUGGAAGAGAAGGACAACUUUGCUUUAUAUUAUGUUCUUGUCCCAUGUGCAGUAUUGGCUCUAUUUAUUCAUCCCUCAACAUCUCAUAAUCUAGUGAACCGCAUUUUCUGGGCAUUCUGUGUGUAUCUAGAAGCUGUUUCAGUUUUACCCCAGUUGCGAGUGAUGCAAAAUACUAAGAUUGUUGAGCCUUUCACAGCUCAUUAUGUAUUUGCAUUGGGUGUUGCAAGGUUCCUCAGCUGUGCUCACUGGGUUCUUCAGGUUUUAGACAGUCGAGGACAUUUGCUGGUAGCCCUGGGUUACGGAUUGUGGCCUUCGAUGGUUCUUAUAUCGGAAAUUGUCCAAACUUUCAUUUUAGCGGACUUCUGUUACUAUUAUGUCAAGAGUGUCUUUGGAGGGCAGCUUGUUCUCCGUCUUCCUUCUGGAGUAGUAUAAGUGAAGAUGCUGUUUUGCUUUGGUCGACGAGCAUGCUGCGGGAAGAAAGUUCUAACUUGUAUCCUUGUUUAAGUUCUGCUUUUUUCUCAGGACACAUUUCGUAUGACUGAAAAUUAGCGGAUUGUUUGUAAAUUUGGGGGUGUAGAAGAUUUGGGUGGAUAUUUAUUAAUAAAACAUUGCAUAAAUGGAU